This is a messenger RNA of Lodderomyces pseudojiufengensis, 1014 nucleotides long. RefSeq lists its product as uncharacterized. The coding region runs from base 1 to 1014 and encodes 337 amino acids. Lineage: Eukaryota; Fungi; Ascomycota; Pichiomycetes; Serinales; Debaryomycetaceae. The transcript has a single exon. The record is from RefSeq and is a predicted model, not a curated record.
AUGUCAGAUAAUGAAGGUAAGUUAAAAAAUGCUGAUACUUGCUCGGAAACAACAGGAAAGGUUGACAAUUAUAAAGAAUUGAGGUAUAUCGCUGGUCCUCCAAAAUUAAAUCCAGAUCGUCGACUACCCAUUGAAAUAGUUGAUCAAUUAAUAUCACUCAAAUGUACUAAUAAAAUUUUGAAUACUAAUGAAGAGGUUCAAGACUUUCUCAUAAAUGUCCUCCUAUAUUGUCCUGCUUAUUAUGAUUUAGGAAGAACUCAUAACAGAAAUACUCCUCGUAGGAACUACAUUUUCUGUAUAUUUGAAGAUUGUAAAGUAGAUAUGGAAAUCAAAGCUCGAGAAUUUGUUAUUACCCGUAUUGGUCAGUUGGAAGCAGGUAAAGGCCUAAAGUAUAAUCUUGAAUUAUUUUGUUUCGAUGAAAUUAAAUUCAUUGUCUUAUACCUAGUUGGUAUAGAAAAGUCUUGGUUGAUUGAGUUUAUUACGGACUACUUUAAAGUUGCUUCAUGUGACUAUAUAAUUUGCUCAUCAAAUCCUGAUCUAGUUGAAUUGGUUGAGGAAGUUGAUCCGGAUUUUAUAAUACUCGAAGGUUGUAUCACAAGAGAAGUGAAACUUCAAUUUGAAAAGUAUAUUACUAUUACUCCAUAUGUAAGAUUUGCAAAAAAUAAGCGAUCAAUGCUAGAUGGCAUGUGGAGAUCCAUAUUGAUAGCUGAUAAGAAACACUUAAGUCAAAAAGUUACUAAAUUUCUAGACUUAUAUAGAGACUUCGGUCAUGGAGAAUUCAAUGAGAAAAUCAAAAUUUUGCUAAGACUUAGAAAACGUUGGCACCAGCAAUAUUUCCAUGGGCCCAGAUGUGAAGUCGGAUAUGAUUUUAUCAAAGCAGCGAUUCUGAUCAUUAAAGAGGAUCUCACGUUUCAGCAAAAAUUUUUAAAAAUAGAUCAUUUAUUUGAAAUGGGGUUGUUUAAUAACUUAUCUUCCGAAUUCAGCUUAGAGGUAUCCGAUUUUUUGGCAGGUUGA